AUGGGGCUGUCCAUCACCCGGGUGGCGGCGCUGGGGCGGAGCCUGGCGCAGGAAAGGGGGCGGAGCCUGGCGGAGGGCGGGGCCCUGCGGGCACUGGAGAUCGCGGUGGGUGGAGCCCGAGCCCGGAUGGGCGGAGCCUGUCGGGCACGUGACCGAGCCUGCGAGCGCCUACGUCACCAGCAGCCCCCAUGCCCCUAUGGGUGCCGGGGGGGCCGGGACCCCGAGGUGCUGCGGGCGGCGCUGGCGGAGCUGCGGGGGCACAACCGGGCGCUGCUGCAGCUGCUGCACCAACGGCAGGCCCAGGGGCGGCAGCAGCACCCAUGGGUGCCCCCCGGGACCCCCGAGGCCGCCCUGCGCGCCCGCUGCCAGCACCUCCAGGAGCUGCUGCGGAGAGAGGCCGGGCGGGACCCCCCCCCUUCCCCACCGGACCCCCCCUUCCCCACCGACGUCUCCUGCUUCCCGGGGGAUAACGAAGACCCCGGAGCCCCCCCGGCGGGUGAUCACGGGGGGGUCCCAGCCCUUCCCGGUCCUUCUGGUGCCCGCGGGCAAGUUCCAGACAGCCUUUUGGUACCCACGGGAGAUGAAGAACCCACGGACAACCCAAAUCUUGCCGAAAUCGACCCCCCCGGCCCCUCCCGACCGGUUUCUCCGUCCCUUUACAUGCUGCGGCUGCCGCCCCCGGCCGGGGCCUACAUCCAGAGCGAGCACAGCUACCAGGUGGGAAGCGCUUUGCUUUGGAAGCGGCGCGCCGAAGCCGCUCUGGAUGCUCUGGAUAAAGCCCAAAGGCAGCUCCAAGCUUGUAAAAGGAGGGAACAGCGGCUCCGGCUGCGGGUGGGAGAGCUCCAACGGGAACGUCGGCUCCCCCCGGAUCUUCGUCGACCCCCCAAGGAACCCCCUCCCCGGCUGGUGGAGCUGGAGCUGCUGGGGGAGGACGGUGCAGAGUGAAGGUCUACCCGGCUUCUUUCCACCCCCCUCUCCCGGCUCCGGGGAAGGUUUGUAAAUAAAGAUUUCACCUUUUUUUUUUUUUUUAAAAAUGAAAAAUCCGGGGGAGGGGUGGCUCACGGCUGGGAGAAGGAACAGCCUUCUGUGUUUUUUUUCUCACCGCAGUGGGAGAAAUAAGCCCUUUUUUGUGUUAUUUCACUCAUCCCGGCGGGGGCUGGGGAGGGGAAGGGAGAACCAACGCCGUCGUGGUGGGGGGUGUCUCUGAGGUGUCGAGGGGGAGCCCCCCCCACUCUGCCUUCAUUAAUCGAGAUUAGAAAAAUCAGGUUGGGGCUAAAUAAAGCGAUUUUUGGUCCA
Molecule: messenger RNA, 1296 nt
Organism: Calidris pugnax (ruff)
Lineage: Eukaryota; Metazoa; Chordata; Aves; Charadriiformes; Scolopacidae
Gene: THAP7
Product: THAP domain containing 7
Exons: 6
Coding region: 1-945 (314 amino acids)
Biological process (GO): regulation of DNA-templated transcription
Cellular component (GO): nucleus
Source: RefSeq, a predicted model, not a curated record